CUCGGCGGAGUGCGAAGUGCUGUUAAGAAUAUUUGGGCGCGCUCUGCCAGCUGACAAACCACCAGUUUCAUGGUCCGAGGUACUGAUCAGAAUUCCGGGGGUAGAAUCUUGCUCGAGGAAUUCCAACACAGCGGCAAAGGCUCUAUCAAAGGCAACGACCUCGUGGACUUGGGCAGCAGGAUCAUUUCCAUGGCCGGCAUGGUCAAUACGGGAACCUUCAAUCAUGAUGAAGAAACCUUGGUUGCUAUCACGGGUGGCAUCGCUCAAUGCUUUCAACGCGGUACGCGUCAUCUCUUCAAGGGAAGGGUACACGUUAUUCUGAUAUCGACGGUCAAUCUCAAAGGGGAUGUUGUUAUCAGCGAAGAGCCCGAGUAGAGGGAGCUUGGCAGCAGCUCCUCCCUUCAAACCAUCAAAUCCCCUACGAUCACCAACAUAUGAGAAGCCUUUGGACUUGGCAAGUUUGAUAAUGUCCUUGUUGUCAUCACGGCAGCCUCCGUUGCUGCCUGGAAGGAAAUGGCAUCUCCCUCCUCCUAGAAGAAGGUCAAGUUGGCGGCCCAAUGGGUGGUGUUCUCCGAUUUCCUGCUCUGCAAUCAAAUCCUCGUAGGAGCGGGAGUUGGCAUGAGCAGCAAAAACUGCAGGGGUUGCAUCGGUAAUUCUAGUAGUAGCAACCAGACCAGUCUUAUAUCCGGCAGCCUUUGCACCUUCUAGGACGGUGCCACAAGGGGUGUGGUCAGGCAGGACAGCGAUAGCACCGUUGUAGGUCUUCUUUCCACAAGAAAAUGCAGUGGCACCAGCCGCAGAGUCAGUGAUUGGACUAUUGGAGGAUCUGGUACGCGACUGGCCGAUCAGGUGGCCGUCUAAAUAGAGGACGCUCUCGGUGCCAGUCUGCCACUUGCGGAAGGCUCGAGCCAUGUCGACACUUUGAGGGCCCAUUCCAUCGGAAACCAUGAGGAUGACGUUUCGCUUUCCAGCUGGUAUAUCCCUGCGCUGCUGUUCACCGACAGACUCUGAUGCCUGAGCCUGGGGUAAAACUGCCAUCACGGUGACAAUGGCAAUUGCAGCAGCAGCGGCAGUCUGUGACCAGGUAAAGCGCCCGGGGCGACGCGGGGAGUGUUGAUUGGGCGCCAUUCUGUAAGGGAACUGCUGGUCUGGGGAUCUCCGAAAGAGAAAAGUCAUAGAGUAGGUGAAUGCUGGAAGGCGGCACACUCAAGAUGCUGUAGUCGACUCAUUGUUGUAUUCCAAGGAGGGUGAGGAUAUGAUAGAGCUUUAUAUACUCAUGUAUUUCCACAGUUCCCAGGCUGGUCCAUUCUGCCAAUGGAGGACUAGGGUCCCUUGAUGAUAGACCUUGUCUAUCACAAGUCCACGUGCAGCAAUAAUCCCUCGAUUGUUGACUCUUCAGCAACAGUAUUAAUUUGAAAGACAAGGCAGAUUCUGCUUGCUGCCAGUAGCGGUGGACAUGGUUACUGAACAAGACAAUGCCCUCUUCGAAUUCUGUAUCUCCGGUCUCCAAGGCAUACUUACGUGGAUAAUACCCUGCCAUUCAUCAAUACUCUUUAGGCUUUCCAAGGAAAAAAGGAGGGGUACUAUUCGCGCCUAGGCCGGGCAAAGCUCCCUUCUAUGGAAUGAGACAUAGACCAUGACCACAACUCCUUAGAGAUGCCGAGUCUUGCAGGGAGAGUGAAUGGUGUUACUUAGGGCCUAUGAACUGAUUGACGGCUGCCAUGAAGGAGAUUGAUGAGCGCUUCGUCCUCGGCUCAAGAACAGUUCUCCGCCCUUGGCGCGCUGGAUCCAUCUUGUGGGGAGCUCUUGCGUAUAUCGCGGCCAUAGACGGGCAGAGCAACCAAAUAUGCUCCACACGCCUAUUUUACCACCUCAUGGCGUCUACCAACACCGCGACUGGCGCUGGGCUUCUGACUUGUAAGACAUCUCGCGCUGACUAGGGGGAGAUCUCCCGAACUUAUUCUCGGUCCAUUUCUGACGAGGUUGAUAUCCCUGUUGCUUGGGUCGCGGACCUUCGUUAGUGCUGGCUUGGAACUCCGGGCCUAGAAAAUUCCUUACAGGGUUGCACGUCUGAGACUGUGAGUGAUAAUUUCCGGGUUCUUAGCACCAAACUGCAGCAAUGCACACGAUGGCGAGGGAAGGGCCUAUGUAUGGACAUGCCUUUGAAUGGACACGAAGAUGCGAUGAGGUUGAAAAUGACGUUGGGUUAAAGUGGAUAGUCGAUGGUUAUUAUGACGUAAUCACUCGCGUUGGGCCUGAGCUCCAGCAGCUCCCAACCUCCAAAACAUCAAAACAUUCAAAAGGUCGAAAUCUUCAUCAUCACCACUGAAUAUCCGGAGCGACGGAAGCCAAAAGGACAGAGUGCUGCCGGGGCUAUGGACCUGGCCCUUGAGCAUGCCGCAGACCUGUACGCCUAACAACCGGCCUUGUCGGCACAAUGUGGGUUUCGUGCUAAAUGAAUGCUAAGGCGCCCAAGAGCUCGCUAGCUGACAGUUAUUUCUUCAAUAGCUCCGACAGGCCACGUAUAUUGUUCCCAGCACCGGCCAGCGUGUACACGGCAUCCCUAAUCUAUCGGCCGGACAUGACGGGGACGAUGAACACACUCCAUUGCUGCAGAGGAGCCCUCGCGCUGAAGAUGACAGACCGGAGCGUGCGGGUUGGAUGCACCAGGCAACGGCGACAGCUGGCAGGUUGCGUUCGUUUAUGCAGUCAGAGACAGGAAAAGGCAUUUUGAAGUGCAGUCUCGCGUACCUAUUGGGUUCGAUGGCGACGUUUGUCCCAGUGCUUUAUCGAUUUCUAGGCGACCAGUCUGGUAAGCAUACUGUUGCGACUGUCACCGUAUACUUCCACCCGGCCCGAACAAAAGGUAGCAUGAUGGAGGCAUUCGUACUGGCUCUCAUCGCCUUUUGCUAUGCUGCCUUUAUCUCGAUCACCAGUAUGGGUGUUUCGGUGGUCUUUCAGGACGGGCUCCACAUGCUUCCCCUCGGUCAUGUUAUCAUCUUGAUCGUCUUCUGCGGCGGUGGCCUCGGCUUCAUUGGAUGGGUAAAACAGAGACGAGGUGACCCGCUGGUCAAUGUCGCAUGCUCACUUGCUUCUCUAGCAAUCAUCACUGUCAUGACGAAGGAGGGAUCUGUGCAGCGAGGUGACCUGUCUUUUGCUAAAAUCAACCAGGUCUUCAAAAUGGUUGUCAUGGGAGUUGUGGCGACAAUGACAGUUUGUUUUGUAGUAUUUCCUAUCUCUGCAAAGAAGAAACUACGCCAGAAUAUGGUUGACAUGACAGACUCCCUCUCUGAUAUGCUGGAGAUCAUUACGGAGAGUUUUAUAUAUGGCGCAUCAGGGCUUGAGAGCAGCCUUGAACAACGACCUUUCCUUGACGCGUCAUGCAAGAACAAAGCUGCAUACUCGAAGAUGGAAAAACUUCUUAAAGAAGCUAAGUUUGAGCACUAUGUUGCCGGCACUGAGGCAGAAUACCGGCUUGAGAAAAAAUUAGUCCGUUGCAUCCAGGACAUAUCCCAGAGUAUCGGUGGACUUCGAAGUGCUGCAGCCCUUCAAUUCAAUAUCCUGAACCAAUUCCAACAGCCGCAACAGGAUAUAAAUACCUUUGACACAUUGCGAUUGCUACACAAUGGAUCUCCUCUCCGUCUACUCGACAGGCCACUUACGUCUAUUCGUUCAGAUGGCCUCCAGUCUCCACCGUCUGGUGCUACAACAAUACGCUCUCCUGGAUGUCCUCAAACAGCAAACACACCUACAGAGUUUGUUCAAGCCCCCGCAGACAUGUUUGAAAGGUUCAUUACUCACCUUGGACCUUCAAUGGUAUUUACUGAACCCUUUCUUAUAUUAUAAAUGCUAGAACGCAAUGCGACUAACCAUAGCACAUUAUAGAACUCUUUGGCAUAUACCCUAAAGGAAAUUCUAGGAGAACUCCCUUAUGGCCCAGCCCCGGAUUAUAAAGUUACGGUUAAUAAUAAAUUUCGAACAAGCCUUGAGCGCGCACUUGACCUAUACCGGCACGCUAGAAAUGAUGCUUUGAAUAUAAUAUAUAGCCAAAAGGAUUUAAUACUUGCUAAGGGAAAGCCACUUGGAGUUGAGGCGGACUUAGAAGAAGUUGCAGCUAGCUGUGGUCAUUUCAGUUUCUCUCUCCUAGAGUUCGGCGAACAGCUUAAAGAGUUUCUCAGCAUUCUUGAUCAACUUCAAUUAGAAGCUGACGAGCGCCCUAAUGGAAGAACAUGGCGUUGGAUCAUGCCAUGGACUUCGGAUCGGGAACAAGAUGAAAAUAUAGGAUCACUUGAUUCUGGUUUGUUCCCUCUAAUAUCACCUAUAUGCACUGCCUUGUUUCCUAGCCAACUAACUUGUGCGUAGUAGACCCAUUGGAAGACAAAAAUAAAAAGGAUAAAGCAAUUGACGGCCCUUUCGCCAAGACCACUCUCAGGUACAGGCUUUGGAAGGCACUGCAUGUUUUUCGACGUGAUGACACGAAAUUUGCUAUUAAAGUCGGUGCCGGCGCUGCCAUAUAUGCGCUGCCCUCAUUCAUGCCCGAAACCAGGCCAAUAUACUCUGCCUGGAGAGGGGAGUGGGGUUUAGUAUCUUACAUGCUUGUAUGCUCAAUGACAAUAGGGGCAUCGAAUACCACUGGCUACGCUAGGUUUCUUGGCACAUGCAUCGGAGCCAUUUGCGCCCUUGCUAGUUGGUAUGUUGCAGAAGCGAAUGUCAUCUUCCUUGCUCUAUUCGGAUGGGUAAUGUCUUUUUGCACUGCAUAUAUCACGAUAGCUCGAGGCAAUGGCCCUAUGGGGAGGUUCAUCAUGCUUACCUAUAACCUUGUUGUCCUCUAUGCAUAUGCGUUAGCUAAAGAGGGCGCUGACGACGGCGUGGACGAAGGAGGCGAAGAUCCUGUGAUUACUGAUAUCACUCUUCACAGAGUGGUUGCUGUGUUUGUCGGUAUACUGUGGGGCAUCAUAAUCACCAGGAUUAUUUGGCCGUCCAGUGCAAAACGGAAACUCAAGGACGGUUUGAGCGUAUUUUGGCUUCGUCUCAGUGUCGUCUGGAAACGUGACCCGCUUUCUACCAUGAUUCAGGGAGGACCGGCAUCUCCUUAUUUUGACGUGCGGGAAAGGAUCAAGCUACAGCUCUUCCUGAACCACCUAGACUCGCUUUUGGUGUCAGCAAGGUCAGAAUUUUCGUUAAAGAGGCCAUUUCCUGAUGCCGAAUAUAAGGUUCUUGUUUCCGGGUCUAGAAGGCUGCUUGAUGCUUUUCAGGCCAUGAAUCUUGAGAUAAUGAAGAAUCUUACUGCUUCCGAAGGUGAAGCGGCAAUGUUGAGAUACACUUUGCGGGAAAGGAUGCAAUUAUCUGCUAGAAUAAGCCAUUUGUUAUCAGGUAUUUACCAUCUUUACGUUUAUGCCGAACUAUUUUCUGGCCGAUAAUUGGGAAUCUAACGUAACAAUAGUUAUGGCAUCUUCAAUGAAACUGGGAUAUGCGUUGAAUGAGGUUCUUCCAGACACCGAACAUGCUCGAGAUCGACUUUUGGCCCGUCUCCAUCAUUUCAGGAAUGAUAAACAGGCGUCUCGAUUGACUACGGAUGAAGACUAUGCUCUUCUAUAUGCAUAUGCACUCGUUACUGCUCAACUAUCAAAGGAGAUUGUGGUAUUAAUGCAAGGCGUAAGAAAGCUCUUUGGAGUUAUUGAUGAGGAUGCUAUUACUCUUCAGUGAUGGUUCGGUCUCUCGUUCCACGUUUACUGUUUGACUAUAUACCCCCUACUGCAAGUUCCUACUUUAUUUCUUUGCGAACAUACAUUCCCAUUCUUGCCAUUCUUUGCGGUCAAUCAAUGCCGUCUUCUCCCUAGCUUCUAUGAAACUUAUCAAAUAUCAUAACGGUAGUUAAUAUAAACUGAAAGAUUUGUACAUAGCAAAAAACUUAAGAGCCGAAAACCCCCCGGCCCUGUAGUCUUAUCCCAGGAUCAACAGCACA
Molecule: messenger RNA, 5965 nt
Organism: Trichophyton rubrum CBS 118892
Lineage: Eukaryota; Fungi; Ascomycota; Eurotiomycetes; Onygenales; Arthrodermataceae
Exons: 2
Coding region: 2662-3846 (394 amino acids)
Source: RefSeq, a predicted model, not a curated record